UCUGCUGCAGCUUAUCUGAGAAGGUGAUGGAUUUUGAGCAAGCACUCAAAAAGGAUUGGUACAGCAUUCUGGGGGCAGAUCCGUCUGCAAAUGUGUCAGACCUAAAACAAAAGUAUCAGAAACUCAUAUUACUGUAUCAUCCAGAUAAACAAAGUACAGAUGUGCCAGCAGGAACCAUGGAGGAAUGUAUGCAGAAGUUCAUUGAAAUUGAUCAGGCAUGGAAAAUUCUAGGGAAUGAAGAAACCAAAAAAAUGUAUGACCUGCAGCGGCAUGAAGCUGAGCUAAGGAGUAUGGGGCCAGUAGAUGCACAGGUGUACCUUGAAGAAAUGACCUGGAACAAAGAUGAUGAGUCUUUCUCUCUGACCUGCCGAUGUGGUGGAAAAUAUACUAUCUCCAAGGAUGAAGUGGAAGAAGUGAACUUGGUUUCCUGUGAUACAUGCUCACUGAUUGUGGAACUCCUUCAUCAGCCCUGAUCUGUGCAUUCCUGGGAUCCUUUAACUACAGUCAGCAUGGUCCAGAGGUCACUCAAUUUCAAGGAGACAGAUGCUUUCUUACUAGCUGUAUAAUAUGCAUAUAUAAGAUCUUCAAGCAAAUACCACUUCAGAUUAAAAAAUUAAUUCAGUUGUUUAUAUGUAUAACUGCAGGAUUUCAAAAAAAGGACUUGCAUUGUAUUUCUGGAUUUUUAUCUGACAACUUUUGUUUUCUCCUUGGUACAAGGUUUUUAUAUAGUUUUAGUCUUUAUAGUUAUAAAGGUUUUGUUUUUUGUUUUAAUCUUUAGUGUGGGGGAAGCAUAUACUGAAUCUAUGAGGAGUUGAUUUUUCUCUUCUUCCCCAUGUGGGUCCCAGGAGUCAAAUUUGGGUCCUCAGGUUUUCAGUAAGUACCUUUACCUGCUGAACCAUCUUGCUGUCCCUAAUUAUGAAGUUGUUGAUAUAAAAAAUGAUGUUUAUAGUUAUUGAAGUUGUAUGCCUAUUGUACUAUUUCAAAUUUGAAGGCAUUAAAUAAUACUAGGAUUUUGUGAACAAAGUGUGAACCUGGCUUUGCCCUAAACAAGGCUGGAUAUGGAUCACUACAGAUGUAUUUCCAAGCUGCUCAAGAGGACCAAGUGUUAGGAAAUGUGACUCUAGUUCUGACCCUGGAUGUCUGAAGCUUGUUAGCACCUUAACUUCAGAUGUAAUUUAGGAAGAAAAACUUAAAAAAACUUGAAGUUCAGAUUUUACUUUUUAUUUAAUUGCCUCCAUUUAAGACUAAGGAGCCAUUCAUUUCAUUAUGGUGUGGUGAAAGUGCUCUUAUAAUGAAUAAUUACUGACUACAAUAGACCAUACAUGUCAUGCCCUACAAGACCUCUUUGUAUGUAACCUUUUGUUUACAGUGUAGGUCAGAAUUCAUUUCACGAACACCCAGGGGCCCUAUGGAGCACCUCUGAUUCAUGCCUAACUGUUGGUGUUGUCAGAAGAGCACAGACUAGGAAUGCUUAGUCCCAGCCUUUUGUAAGACAGACAGCUGACAUCUGAGGCACAGUAAACUGCUUUCAUUAUAUAGGCACUAUCAAAAUUCAGAUGUGACUUAGUCAUGCAGAUUUUCCCCCCAAGAUAAUUUUAUAUCAUAAAAUUUAGAAGGAAAAUGUGUUUGUGAUUUUUAUCCAAAUACUUUUAAUUAAUGUAUAUUGUAGAAUGUGAUGUUUAUGCUUACAUUUAAUUAAAAACAAAUAAAACUGAGUAGCAAAAGUUUAUUGUUAAGUUCAUGGUUUCAACUGCAGUAAUACAUUUAUAUGAAUAGACAAUAAUCAAGUCAAAAAAGUAAAUGCUUGCUAAUCAUCAGAAAAUCUCUGGCCAUUUGGGCUGUCACGCAGAAAUCCAAAAUCACUGAAAGGCCAAAUCUGUAAAAUGAAAACACAGCUGAUGGCAAUUAAAUGAAAAUUCUUUAUCAUAUGAUGUUCUCUUUUCCUGUUCUCUCUGUUAGAUAAUGCACUGCAAUCUCUUUAUCAGUUACUCUGAAAAUAAAUUUAUGUAUGUAGCCUGGGUCAUUCAAACACGAUACUAGAAAACAUGUUUGUUUAGUAUAUCAAUAUAUAUUUGUGAAGACCUGUCUUCUAUUACCAUCUUAAAAUAGGUUACAUACCAAUCUGUGGUAUUCUAUACUUUAAGUUGCUUAAACAUGGCAUCUGUUUAAGUAUAAUAAAGAAUCCUGAACAUUA
Molecule: messenger RNA, 2194 nt
Organism: Phodopus roborovskii (desert hamster)
Lineage: Eukaryota; Metazoa; Chordata; Mammalia; Rodentia; Cricetidae
Gene: Dnajc24
Product: DnaJ heat shock protein family (Hsp40) member C24
Exons: 4
Coding region: 27-473 (148 amino acids)
Biological process (GO): positive regulation of ATP-dependent activity
Molecular function (GO): ATPase activator activity; ferrous iron binding
Source: RefSeq, a predicted model, not a curated record